Molecule: messenger RNA, 729 nt
Organism: Henningerozyma blattae CBS 6284
Lineage: Eukaryota; Fungi; Ascomycota; Saccharomycetes; Saccharomycetales; Saccharomycetaceae
Gene: EFG1
Product: Efg1p
Exons: 1
Coding region: 1-729 (242 amino acids)
Biological process (GO): maturation of SSU-rRNA from tricistronic rRNA transcript (SSU-rRNA, 5.8S rRNA, LSU-rRNA)
Cellular component (GO): nucleolus; preribosome, small subunit precursor
Source: RefSeq, a predicted model, not a curated record
AUGGCUCAACCUAAAUCUCAAAGAAGGAAUAGACAACUAGGGACCACCUCUGAAAUGUCUCAAUAUAUUGAUGCAGGCGCAAAUAAAAUUAAAAAGAGAAUAAGAGACAUCGAAAGAUUAUUGAAAAAAAAGAGAGAUAUAUUACCUGACACUGUAAUAGUUGAAAAAGAAAGAACUCUAGAUGCCUUGAAACUGGAACUAGAGAAUGCUCAAAUGAAACAUGUUGUCAUAAAAAAUGCUAAAAAAUAUCAUAUGAUCAGAUUUUUUGAAACGAAGAAGGCAUUAAGAAAAUAUAAAAAUGUAUUAAAAAAUCUGGAUAAGGAUGACAAUGCUUCACAAAAACAAUUAUUAGAAGCUAAAGUAAAUUUAUGUUAUGUUGUUAAUUUCCCAAAAACUGAAAAAUACAUUGCCUUAUUUCCCAGUGAAAAUAAAGAUGAUGAAAAUGAAAGUGAAAGUGAUGAAGAAGAUAAAAAUACUAGUGAUAAAUUAGAUAAAACUCAAUUAAGGAAAGAGGCUUAUUUGAAAUUAAUUAAAAAGAAACUGAAAAAUGGAACUUUACCAGUUUCUUUUGAUAAUAUUUUAAAAGGCCAAAAACUACCAAAGGAUCAUGUAGGUGUGUCAUUAGAUGAAGAACACAAGAGGCAAACCGAAUCUUCAUCUGCUAAAGAUUCAUUACUUGAAUCAGAAAAUCAACAAGACAAUGACGAAGAAGAUGAAUUCUUCGAAUAA